This is a messenger RNA of Anoplopoma fimbria (sablefish), 3312 nucleotides long. It is a transcript of the gene usf2, whose product is annotated as upstream transcription factor 2, c-fos interacting. Bases 792 to 1769 code for a protein of 325 amino acids. Gene Ontology annotation, molecular function: protein dimerization activity; DNA-binding transcription factor activity, RNA polymerase II-specific; RNA polymerase II cis-regulatory region sequence-specific DNA binding. Gene Ontology annotation, biological process: regulation of transcription by RNA polymerase II. The transcript has 11 exons. The record is from RefSeq and is a predicted model, not a curated record. NCBI's taxonomy places the organism in Eukaryota, Metazoa, Chordata, Actinopteri, Perciformes, Anoplopomatidae.
GGAAAAAAAAAAAAAAAAAAAAAAAAGAAGUGUUGCGUUGAGGAGCGGAUUGUCAGCGAUAUGUCCGUCAGAUAAACGCUGAACAGAUGAACAGGGCUGCCCGGGAAACAUAUAUGAUGUUGUCCCAAAAAUGCGACGCAAUUAAUCCGCGCGUGUGGAAGUUCUAAUGCAGAAAUACACCGAGAACUAACACGAUAAUCCAUUUCAACCACCAAACUAUUGGAGUCACGUGAAGGCUGGGUAACACAAUCUGAAAUCUUACAGACUCAAACCAACACUUGAAGCAAGAACAACACUCAUUUUGUCAAACUAUAAACGAACAAAAUAGUCCACUCCGUAUCUUAUUGGCCGCAUGUCGCAGCCCGCAGCUUUGCGCGGAUAAACAGCAGCUGUGCGCCGCGGAGCAACAAAAAAAAAGAGAAAAACCAAGGGCAAACACAUUUCCAACCAACGAUUUAACGGGAAAUAAUCGUCCAUCCGUUCACCCAGCAGUUCAUCUAAAACCCUUUACCGAUCCUAACCCCACCGACCGGAGCACCACCACCUCCUUCCACCCGCCUAAACACCCAGAGACUGUCUGUGUUUUCUGUGUGUUUUCCGCACAGACGACCGCCUCCCGCUCAGCAACGGCCUCCAUUUUAGCUCCUCGCCCGGCCGCUGCCUCACGUGUCCUGGACUGUCUUUCUCACAUGACCCGUGUGUUUGUCCCCGUGAUCAGCGCUUCCAUCUCCGUAAAUCAGUGUCGUUGAAUAUCAGCGGUUUUUUUUUUUUUUACACCCGCAAGAAGCUUCAUGGAUAUGCUGGAGCAGAGUCUGGACAGCUCGGGGAGUCACGACAAACAGGAAACGGAAGAGGUGGUGCAGUUACAGGAAGGAGAGACGGUGGGGACAGAGGAGCAGACUGCAGUGACCAUCACUGGUGUCCCGCAGGCUGCGUUCACUGACCACAAUGUGCAGUACCAGUUCCGCACAGAGAACAGUGGAGGACAGGUGACGUACCGCGUGGUUCAGGUGACAGACGACCAACUAGAAGCAGCGGCUGAUGGGAGCGGAGCCGUCAGCGUCGUCUCCACCGCGGCGUUUACCGGAGCACCUCAGGCUGUGGCUCAGGCUGUCAUCCAGAACCCUUUCAGUAACGGUGGCAGUCCCGGCGGCGAGACCGUGGGAGGCGAGACGCGCUUCGCUUAUUUCCCCGCCGCCACCGUCAGCGAUGGGACGGCUGUGUCCGUGCAGGCCACCUCCGACCCAACGAUAGCACAGGCGGGAGGCCAGUUUUACGUGAUGAUGAGCCCCCCCGAGGUGCUGCAGACGGCGGCCCCUCGUACCAUCGCACCACGCACACACACCUACACUGCAGACCUUGGUGAGAGCGAGAUGUUGCAGCAUGGCAGUUCAGACUGGAAGGUGGAGGGUCCACGGGCGCCCAGAGACGAGAGGCGAAGAGCACAGCACAACGAAGUGGAGAGAAGAAGAAGAGACAAGAUAAACAACUGGAUUGUCACACUUUCUAAAAUCAUCCCCGACUGUAGCAUAGACAGCAGAACUGGAGCGAGUAAAGGAGGCAUCCUGUCCAAAGCUUGUGACUACAUCCGAGAGCUGCGUCAGAGCAACCAGCGACUUCAGGAGAGUUACAAAGAGGUGGAGCGUGUGGAGAUGGACAACGAGCUGCUUAGACAACAGAUUGAGGAAUUGAAGAACGACAACGCACUGCUUCGAGCCCAGCUACAGCAGCACGGCGUGGAAGUCAACGGAGAUGCAACGCCACAGUGAUUGUGGACUGGACACAUAAUGUAACAUCACAAACACAAUGUCGCAUCGUCCCACCCACCUGAACAAUACCAGGAAAGGACUAACGAGAGACAAUUUCUAUCUGAAAUUGGACCGCACAAAAACACAUGCGCAGGGCUUUCGAGGAGAACACUGAAGGACUUGAGGCUGCCUCCUCCUCCACCUCCACCUCCAGCUGUUUGAGGCCGAACGCUCUGAAAUCCGUUUACUGUGUAGCUAACCGAACCUCGCGCCUCUGCUUAAAAGGAAUAGGACCUCUGCACUGCACCACCACGCUUGCACCAAACUUUCUUUUUACUUUUUAAAUUAUGAACCCGCCACAGAAAAAUUUCCUUUUAACGAUUUCACCUUUUUAUCGUUCCGCAAACCUCUGCUCCUUUCCUUUCCUUUUUUUUGUUGACUUUUGCUGUGUUUGAAACUACUAAAUGUGACUCGAAUGAUAGCUCUCAUUUGCUUUUAAUUUAUUAGUGUUUAAGGAAUGUGUGAACAGAAAGAAAGGCUGAUUCUAGAAUUUUCUCCCCCCCCAGCAACAAACACAUAAUGGGCAAAUCAGAUAUUUUGAUCACCCUCACCACUGUUAACAAGGACAGUUAAAAUCACUGUCAGUUGAUAGAGUGUAUAUAUAGUUGACCUGUGUGCAAUUUGAGGUGAACUUUUUCAAUUUCUGCCUCUUUACACUGACACUCCAAGCGCCAGGCAGUGCUCACAAACUUAAUAAACAUAAUCCAAGGUCGGUUUAUAAAAAUAAUAUUAUACUUUUCUGACAGUUAAAGCAGCUUGAUGGCACAGACAUGCAGGUUGUAUGUUUAGUGCAAGGCCUUAACAGAAGCCUGUUGGAGAGUGAAAGUCUUUAAACAUAGCUCAGGUAACCGAGGUAGUGCACUGGCAAGUGGUCCUCCAGAGUUAAGAUCUCUCUCUUGUGUCCCCAUUAGGUGCAAUGUACAGAUAAAUGAUGAUUUUCAAGGUGGGAAUCGUUUUUUUUAAACGGGCAUUAAAAUAUGGUUGGUUUGUAUAUCUGCUCAAUAGGUCACUGGUGUAAUGCACUGAAAGAGAGGUACGGUCAUAAGAGGUCCUGGUUUGAGACCAGCCUCUGUUUUGGCUCACUAGUCCUGCUGCAUUUUAGUGGACACCUGAGGUGGCUUCUCUUCUUUUUUCCCUGCAAUCUUCCCUAAUCUCUAAAACUUUGGGAACUUUUGCUGCUGACAUAAGACCAUUAAACCACCAUGGGUCAGGAAUGUGCUGAGGGUAGUUCUGAUGCGAGUGAUGGUAGUUGUAACUAACCAGCUUUUGUCUACACUGAAAGUCACCACAGCAUGGAAAAAAAAUAUAACCACUGGCAUGACUAAUUCUGAUACUACAAUAAAACAGAAGUGUUUAUACCCAAGUGUUGUUCAGCGCAGGUGCAUUUUGUGUGUUUGAGCAGUGAGCAAGACGCAUCAGAGAUUAAAUGAAACUUUGGUGUCUUUUCUGUUUUCCUUUUUCAAUAUUUUCGGUUUUAAAUAAGAAGUGUUGUCACACCAAAUUC